AUGCUGCGAGCAGCGCUGAUGUUGGCGCUGAGCUCCACAGCUUUGGCUGUGUUUGAGUGUUCCAAUCAAGAAACAACCGCCUUCGUGCGCAUCGCUAGAGCUCGCCUUGAUGGAACUCCAGUGGUUGUGUCCACUGCUGGUCAUGACCUCACCUGCGCUCAGUACUGUCGAAACAAUAUCGAACCAACCACUGGUGCUCAGCGAGUUUGUGCAGCGUUCAAUUUUGAUGGACGAGAAACUUGCUACUUCUUCGAUGACGCCGCUUCUCCAGCCGGGACAAGCCAGCUGACUGCAAAUCCUUCCGCGAACAAUUUUUAUUAUGAGAAAACCUGUUUACCAGGAGUUUCUGCCCAUGAAGCAUGCACCUAUCGGUCAUUUUCCUUCGAGCGAAUGCGAAAAACAGUCUUGGAGGGAUUCGUCAGAAAGAGCGUGCAGGUUGUCGAGAACGCGAAGCAAAUUAGUAUCACCUUCCCACCACCAACGGUGUCAUCGGACUGUGGUACCGUCAUUAGGGAUGGUAGGAUGGAAGCGCUCGUUGUCGUUUCACUCGAUGGUGUCCUCCCUCACCAGGUCACUACAGAAUGGGACCGAUUCUACCGUGUCUCCUGCGACGUCUCUAUGGAUAAGAUGACCAAGGAGGGUUCCGUUGUUGUCACAACUAUCUAUGAGGCCAGUUCGCAAAACACGACGGUUCUUGAAGUGGCCACCCCUCCCCCAGUCACCGCAGAGCUCACCAUUCUCAAUCAACUUGAAGAGCCUUUGCAUAAGUCGAACUGCUUGGACUCUGGCACAAACGAGCUGUUCAUGUCACACGGACGGAAAAAGCGUUCAACGCAGCCUACUGAAGGGCAAAGCGAAGAAACAUUGUCGGCUAUCAUUCGUGUGCUUGCCAAAGGAGAGGAAGAGGAAUUACAGUCCAGUAAUCGACGCUUCUCAGGCGUGAACGACCUGGAUCUGGUGUGCAUGUCCGAGACGUGGUUCGUCUCCUCGAUAGUGUCCGUGUCCGUGUGCUGCCUGCUGUUCUCCGCCCUCAUCGUUGUUUGGGGAUGCCAUUCUUUGAACACCACCAAAGUCAAACUUCCUAUGUAG
Messenger RNA from Ostertagia ostertagi, 1089 nucleotides. Lineage: Eukaryota; Metazoa; Nematoda; Chromadorea; Rhabditida; Trichostrongylidae. The record is from the annotation of a GenBank genome assembly.